Messenger RNA from Aspergillus heteromorphus CBS 117.55, 327 nucleotides. Its product is annotated as mitochondrial 54S ribosomal protein mL60. Gene Ontology annotation, cellular component: mitochondrial large ribosomal subunit. The record is from RefSeq and is a predicted model, not a curated record. The coding region runs from base 1 to 327 and encodes 108 amino acids. Gene Ontology annotation, molecular function: structural constituent of ribosome. The transcript is spliced from 3 exons. Lineage: Eukaryota; Fungi; Ascomycota; Eurotiomycetes; Eurotiales; Aspergillaceae.
AUGAUGUUCAAGCCCUCAUCGCCGCUUUUCUCGGGUCUUCUCUGGAAGAUCCCAUGGCGUAUCUCCGCCCCUCAGAAAGCGCGCCAACGCAAGCGUCUUCGCGCCGUCGACCGCGUCGUCGACACCGUUUCCGCCGCCCUGCAACGCAACGGAUUCCAGGCCAAGGCUGUCGAGCGCUGGUACCAGGAAAUGCCCCGUGAGGAAGAGAUGCUGCCCAAGGACAAGUACACAAUCUUCGACAAGAAGGAGAAGAAAUACCGCAAGGGUAUUCACAAGGUACCCAAGUGGACACGAGUCAGCCAGAGAGUCAACCCUCCUGGUUUCUAA